GGGCCCGGCGGGCGCGCUCCCGCACUCGAUCUCUUCGUCCAGCGACUGCUCUGGCCUAGCGCGGGGCUCGCUUAGUGCUGCCUUCCCGCCUUCACGUGCUCCAGAGCCAUGGCGGCCUCCGUGACGGGCGGUAGUGCGGCUCCGGUUUCUGCCACAGCCCGAGGCCCCACACGGCGAGCGGCGCAGCAGAUCCCUGAGGAGAUCCUCGCUAAUGCAGAGCUGCGGGAGGCAGCAGAGGCUUUGCCCCGAAACUACAACUUUGAGAUCCCCAAGACCAUCUGGCGGAUCCGGCAGGCUCGGGCCAGGAAGGUGGCCCUACAGAUGCCGGAGGGGCUCCUCAUGUUCGCCUGCACCAUCGCAGACAUCAUUGAGCGGUUCACAGAUGCGGAGGCGGUGGUGAUGGGCGACGUGACCUAUGGUGCAUGCUGUGUGGACGACUACACGGCCCGGGCCCUGGGCGCUGACUUCUUGGUGCAUUACGGACACAGCUGCCUGAUUCCCAUUGACACCACGCAGGGGCUGAAGAUGCUCUACGUGUUCGUGGACAUCAAGAUUGACACAUCCCAUUUCCUUGAGACCAUUCGCUUCAACUUCACAGCGGGCACCUCCCUGGCCUUCGUCAGCACCAUCCAGUUCGUCUCCACAGUACAGGCAGCAGCACAGGAGCUGCGCUCCCAGUACAAGGUGUCUGUACCCCAGUGCAAACCACUGUCCCCAGGGGAGAUCCUGGGCUGCACAUCACCCCGGCUCGCCCAGGACACAGAUGCCAUCGUGUAUUUGGGCGACGGGCGCUUCCACUUGGAGUCCAUCAUGAUCACCAACCCAGGGAUACCUGCCUACAGGUAUGAUCCCUACAGCAAGGUCUUCUCCGAGGAGCACUACAGCCACGACCGCAUGCACCGUGCUCGGCAGGACGCCAUCCGCGCUGCUACCCGUGCCCACUGCUGGGGGCUCAUCUUGGGCACUUUGGGGCGUCAGGGCUCCCCUGGCAUCCUAAAGCACCUGGAGUCGCGUCUCCGCGCCCUGGGCCGGCCCUUCGUGCGGGUGCUGCUCUCUGAGAUCUUCCCCAGCAAGCUGAAGCUCUUCCCUGACGUGGACGUGUGGGUGCAGGUGGCCUGUCCCCGGCUCUCCAUCGACUGGGGAGAAGCCUUCAGCAAGCCGCUGCUGACGCCCUACGAGGCUGCGGUGGCUCUCCAGGACAUCGAGUGGCAGCAGCCAUACCCCAUGGACUUCUACGCCAGCCAAUCCCUGGGGCCAUGGACUGUGAACCACGCUGGCACGCAGCCCCCACGCCGUGCCCAACCAGCCCAGGCACAGCCUCCCGCACCUCCCAGCACAGUGCGGGGAGAGGAGACACUGAGCACCAGCAGCCCCACAGCCUCGUGAGCACGGCCUACACCCCGUCCUGCUGCUGCCUGGGGGGGCAGAGGCACCGGCCUCCCCCCGGAGGGUAAGCACCAUCGAUGCCUCCCGGUGCUGGCACCAGAAUGGAUGGGGAUGCACCCCGGACCUUGCCCACACCGCUGCCCGCGGGGAGUGGCUCCCUGCGAGGCCGGGCCGUGCUGCAGGCUCUGCCCGCGGCAGCUCCCGCUCGCACCGGGGAUCCCGCCCCAUCUCACCGGGAUCGCCCCGUCCCGGCUCCCCGCGCCGCGGCCUCCCGCCGCCAGGGGGCGCGCUGGCGCUUCGUAGGUGAGGGGUGGCCGCCCUCUCUCCUCGCCAUCCAAUGAGUGCGCUGGGUUUCGGCGGGAAGGGAGGGGCGUGUCAGCCGGAAGCGUUGUUUGACUUCCGCCGGCGGCGGGCGCCAUGUCGGAGGGGCCGGUGCUGCGGCUGCUGGCGCUGCACGGUUACCGGCAGAGCGAGCGCCGUUUCCGCCAGCGCACCGGGGCGCUGCGCAAGGCUCUGCGCGGCCGCGCGGAGCUGGUGGCGCUCAGCGCGCCGCACCUCGUCCCCGGCGACGAGGACGACGACGACGACGGGGACGACCCCCCCCGCGGCUGGUGGUUCUCCGGGCCCGGCACCUUUGACGCGGGGGAGGCGGCGGCGGCGCCGUUGGGGCUGGAGGAGUCGCUGACGGCCGUGGCGGCGGCGCUGGCGGAGCGCGGGCCCUUCGACGGGCUGCUGGGCUUCAGCCAGGGCGCGGCGCUGGCCGCCAUGGUGUGCGCCCUGCGGGCCCGCGGCGACCCCCGCUUCCCCGUGACCUUCGCCAUCCUGGUGGCCGGGUUCGCCAGCCGCGCCCCAGCCCACGGCCACUUCUACCGGGACCCCAUCGCUCUGCCCACGCUGCACGUCGUGGGCGAUGCUGAUGCCGUCAUCGCUGCCCCGCUCAGCAGGGAGCUGGCCCAGUGCUUUGUGGAGCCGGUUGUCCUCAGCCACCCCGGCGGGCACUUCGUCCCUGCGGCUGCGCCACAGAAGAAGGUCUACCUGGAGUUCCUGGGCCGCUUCCGCCCCACACAGGGAUAGGCUGGGCCCCCGGCAGCUGGGGCCGUGGGAUAACAGUCUCUUUAAUCAAUGGGGCCAUCCUGGUGGAACAUCCUUGGCUUUCCAUGCCCUCCAGAGGAGCCAAAGAGUCCUCAGCACCUCACUGCUGCGCCGUAGGGUUAACCCAGGGCCAGGCUGAAUAGUUCUUUGUAAUCUCCCCUUUUUUUGCAACUUUGUUGUGUACAUGAGCGGUUUGAGGGUGGCACUGUGUGCGUGAGGUGCUUUCAGAGACUUGAGUAAUUCAGACUUAGGGCUCCUCAGCCACUGGAAUUGUCUGCAGAGCACACAGCUCCUGUAGCUGUUACACCCCAAAGAUUUGUGGUCUUAAUGUUGCUGGUAAAAGAGAUUAAGCCAACCUUCCAGCUGGUCUGGGUCUAGAAAGGCAUCAUGACUUUCUGACAGUGCCAGGGCUUGUGUUCGUUUUGGGAAUGAAAUGUCUGUGCUUGUUCAGCAUGUGUGUGUUGGGACAUCUUUUGUAUUUUCCUCUAUACAAGGUGCCUCUGUGAACAAGAAAAUCUUAUCAAUACAUUUUUUGCUCUGAUCUUUUCCAGAA
Molecule: messenger RNA, 3031 nt
Organism: Columba livia (rock pigeon)
Lineage: Eukaryota; Metazoa; Chordata; Aves; Columbiformes; Columbidae
Gene: DPH1
Product: diphthamide biosynthesis 1
Exons: 12
Coding region: 109-1386 (425 amino acids)
Biological process (GO): protein histidyl modification to diphthamide
Molecular function (GO): 2-(3-amino-3-carboxypropyl)histidine synthase activity
Source: RefSeq, a predicted model, not a curated record